GAGUCGAGGGGAGCACGCCGGCCGGAGGAGGGGCGGACCCGCCUGCUCCGCCCGCCCGCUCCGAGCCAAGCCGAGCCGAGCGGCCCGGGCUGGGCGCGACCCCGGCCCGCGGCGGCGCAGAAAGCGGGCAGAGGCGCGGGCCAUGCUGCGGCUGGCGCCCGCCGGGACCCGAGCCAUCGUGGACAUGUCGUACGCCCGCCACUUCCUGGACUUCCAGGGCUCCGACAUCCCCCGCGCCAUGCAGAAGCUGGUGGUGACCCGGCUGAGCCCCAACUUCCGCGAGGCCGUCACCCUGCGCGGGGACUGCCCGGUGCCACUCCCCGGGGACGGAGACCUCCUCGUCCGGAACCGAUUUGUCGGUGUCAAUGCAUCUGACAUCAACUAUUCCGCGGGCCGAUAUGACCCUUCAGUCAAGACCCCCUUUGACAUAGGUUUCGAAGGUGUGGGAGAGGUGGUAGCCUUAGGCCUGUCUGCCAGUGCCAGGUAUGCCGUGGGCCAGGCUGUGGCCUACAUGGCCCCCGGCUCCUUCGCUGAGUACACGGUGCUGCCAGCCAGUGCCGCAGCUCCCGUGGCCUCUCUGCAGCCCCAGUAUGUCACCCUGCCGGUAAGUGCUACCACUGCAUACAUCAGCCUGAAGGAGCUCGGAGGACUGUCGGAAGGGACAAAAGUUUUGGUGACGGCAGCAGCUGGGGGGACAGGCCAGUUUGCCAUGCAGCUUGCAAAGAAGGCCGGGUGCCAUGUCAUUGGCACCUGCUCUUCCGAUGAAAAGUCUGCUUUUCUGAAAUCCAUUGGCUGUGAUCGUCCUAUCAACUAUACAACCGAGCCCGUCAGCACUGUCCUGAAGCAGGAGUACCCCAAAGGUGUGGAUGUGGUAUAUGAGUCCGUCGGGGGCGCCAUGUUCGACUUGGCCGUAGAUGCCUUGGCUAUCAAGGGGCGCUUGAUAGUCAUUGGAUUCGUGUCUGGCUACCAAACUCCUACUGGCCUUUCUCCUGUGAAAGCAGGGACAUUACCAGCCAAACUGCUGAAGAAAUCUGCCAGUGUCCGGGGCUUCUUCUUGAACCAUUCCCUUUCUAAGUAUCAAGCAGCCAUGGACCACUUGCUUAAGAUGUAUGCGGGUGGAGACCUGGUCUGCAAGGUGGACCUUGGAGACCGGUCUGCGGAGGGCAGGUUUAUUGGCCUGGAGUCUGUAUUCCGGGCUGUUGAUUAUAUGUACAUGGGAAAAAACACUGGAAAAAUUGUAGUUGAAUUAUCUCGCUCUGUCAGCAGUAAGCUGUAAAAGCAGAACAAUGACAUAAAUCAAAGGAGAAAGAAAAUGGGCACUUUAUUCCUCAGAAUUACUCAAAUCAAGUUAUUUGUAGUUGGUUAACGGGUAUAAUAUUUCUUAAAACAAAAGUCAGGUGUUAAUGAGUAAGUUUCUCUUUCUUUUUUUUUUUUUUAUUUUUUUGUGGGGGAGGGGGUUUGCCCCUCCCUUGAAAAUAAUGCUAAUAAAAACUUCUCUCGAUGGCUCAGAGGUAAAACCGUUAUAUUCGAUUCUUUGGUCAUGGACAGUCUCAUUCCAGAUUUUAUUAUUCCAGAGAAUUAAAUUAAUUCCUGAUGCAAGAUCUGAUCAAAUCAGUAUGUCUUGAGCUUGAUGAGAUUUUAAAAUCGGUCUUGAAAAUAGCCCACAAAUUCUUUGCUUUGGGAGAGUUUGGUCGUACACUAAUGAGCAGUUAAUAAAUGAGAGAUAGAGCAGAAAAGCAGCCAUAUAUUUUCAGAGUCCAUAUUCGCAGGAAAUGGCCCUUCCUUUUCUAUAAAUCACCAACUCUCUAACUAGAAAUUUGGAGGAAUUCUCCCAAAACUUUGAUUUUUGUUAGGUCAAUAGAAAAAUGCCUAUGUGAACGCAGACCUCUUUUUAAAAAGUGUCUAUUAUUUAAUGCUUUAUGCACAAUUAUCCCAGUGAGACCUGUGUGGAACCGGAAGCUUCUCUCUGCCCUUAAGAAGCAAAUUAGGGUUGAAAACUGAUAAGACAAAAGCAGGCUUUGGAAAGGGAUACUACAGAGUUUGGGGGCAAGCUUUAAAAACUUAGUACCUGCCCAGGGAGAGAGAGGAGGUGCUGCGUCCAUGAGGAGAGUCUGCAUAACAAAGGGAAAGCACUCUCUAGGCACUGGGCCAGAGAGUAAUAAUAGCAUCCUUCCCAGGCCUGAAGUAGGAUGUAUCAGACAGCACUGUGCAGAGGAGGGACUGACGCAAUCUAAAAUAAUCAGACACUCGCUUCGUGUUUCAGACUUUCGGACACGGUGUGUUUUAUCUCUGAUCUUGGAAACAGAAUAGUGUGUGUGGCAGAGCGCACUGUCCUGUGUCCCCAUUUUACUUCCCCACGCGUUCUGUGGGAACGGGCUGCACCUCGUUACUAGUGCCCACUGCCCAUGUCACACGUGAGAGCAACGUCACGAGCCUUCUCGCAGCCCAGCUGCCUGCCUCCUCACCGUCAGCUUGCCAAAGAAGGCUACAACUCUCAUUGCGAAGUUGGAAAUCCCAUAGUGCCUUUCUAAUUGAAGGCAAAGCCCACCGGAUUAUUUUUCAAAGCCCUGGGUUUUCAGUGUCUCUAAAUGCUAAAUAAAUGUGAACGCAAUUAAAGAUGCUCCAGGAAACUUGGCGACCAUAUUUAAUUUUUCUUUCCUCCCAUCUGAGGAGCGAGGAGAUCCUACUUCUGAAUAGCUGUUAGUAUCUAUUUUACAAGAUUUACUCAUUUUCAGGUACCUAAUGUAGCUGCUAGCAUGCACGCACAACAAUACAAUUUAUAUGGUAAAUGGGACCAAAUAAUGGCUUCACUGAAUGUUAGGGCUGCACUGAAGGGAGAUGUCACGGUAAAUAGCCGCCAAAUUAUGGAUCAUGCCGAAGUGUCACAACUGCACUAAAGACAAAUAGCACCGGAGGCUAUUGCCGCUGUGACGCUUCUGAGUUAUGAAGAAGGGUAGCAGCCUGAUUCGAGGCUCUUUGUGUCCUCAUUAUAGCAAGGGGUUAGUAGUGCGGGGUACAAGAGAGGUUGGCCCAACGUGGUGCUCGGUUAUUAAUCUGCCCCUUUCAGACCUAACAGCUCUGGCCAAACGGAAGGAGACUCUCCCCGGCUUUCAGAUACACAAACACACACAGGGGAGGGGACAGGUUUUAGGAACAGAAGUGCCCAGGAAGGGACUAGUAAUGGGCGAACAUUGUAAUCAAAUCAUCCCAUCCAAGAAGAUGAUGAAAUUUCCCGUAGUAUCUGUUGCUCCCCAUGCAGAUAGAUGUGUGAAGUCUAAACCAUAAUGCACUUUCUCCCUUCGUCGAGACUCGAGGAGCAAGGACACUGCCAACUAAAUUGCUUCUUCGAAACUGAAGUGCGUCCCGGUUUCUUUCAUGUUAAUGGGAGGGUAAUAAAGAUGAAAGACCAACAUUUUAAUGGAUGGAUCCCUUAAGCUACAGAAUAGAAAUUUAUGAUGUUUUGAAGGAAUAUACUAAAUUCAGCGACAUAAAAAAAAUUUUUUUUUCAAACACCCAGGUUUAAAAUAAAAUAUAAUCUGAAAACCUCAUGCUCGCUUUCCCCAAACUCAGGAACUACAGUGCAUGCUGUUUUCAUUUAUUCUUAGAAAACAAGCAUGAAAGAUUCCGCCCAUUCAGAUAAUGCCAAAAAUAUGUUUAAACUUUUUUUUUCUUAUUCUGAAAAAUGAUUUGUAAAUUGAGGGUCAUAGUUCAGUAUCAGUUUCAUCUUCUGGGAUUAUCGUUCAGGACCAGCCUCUAAUGGGAGGUGAAAUGGUGCAAUGCUCUCAACACCUUUCUUCUGAACUGUAUUACAUAUCACAAAAAGUACAUCCAUAAUUCAGGGCAAUUGUCAGUCUUUGUUUUAGAGACAGGGCUGGGGCUGAGCGAUCAUGGUGGAUGAAUUAUUUCUCGGUUCUCAGGGUGGCCUUCUCUGCACCUCAGCCUUGAGGGCUCUGGCUGGGCAGAUGGAGGGGUUUGACUUUGAGAAGCUAUUCUUUGCCAUUCCAUUGUGACUUCUAAAAAAGCAAAUGCUAUUCCUUCACAUUUGUUUUGCAUGCAAAAAAAAAAAAAAAUACCAAUGGUGUCAUUCCGGGUCUCUUUGACGAUGACUCCUGCUAGUAAAUAUUGUCAGCAUUUAAAAAAAAUUUUUUUUUCAGGGAAUAGUUCAUAAAGAAAUGACGCGGAAGUUUUGCUUGAUAGGCUCUAUACAUUGUUAUUAUAUGAUUUCAUCUGAAUGGAGUUUCUCAAGAGUAGGAUAGAGCCUCUGUAAAUGGUCAUUAGUAUUACAUUCAGUAUUUAUCUAAUGAAAGUGCAGUGACAAGUAGCUGCUUCUUAUUAAAAUGAAAAUCCUGCGUUAUGUACUUAAGGAACAUUCCAGCUAAUGAGGAUGUAAUGUCCUCAGUACAACACAGACCUUCUUUUUGUGUUCCCCACCACAAGACGCUGGAAACUUGACAAAUGAUAUCAUUUAAGACACAUGCCUGCCGUAGGGACCUGCUUUUUGGCUUCCUGUUUCUGGCUUUUAUUUGGGUAACAUUUAUAAUGGCCACCGGACUUGAAACGGGUAAUGUUUUAACCCCUUCGUAGAGUUCCCAAUUAGCAUGAAUUUACUACAUUCAGGGUUUCUUUUAAAAUGGGGUGUUUAGUACUGAAAAUAUUUUUCUUGAUCACUUUACCACAUGUACAUAUGGGAUAAAUACAUUUUAGAUUUAUAUAAAAACAGAUGAGCAGCAUGCAACUUUCAGAAAAAACACGAUAGAAAAAGACCAAGCACAAUCAACUGUGGACGAUAAUUUCCUAGGGGUUACAAUACACGUUUUAUGAAUGUAACCCAGAUGUGAAAUGGCCUGAUUUGAUGGGCUCCUAAUCCCUGUUCUCUGUCCUUCCCUCUCUCUUCUUUUAUUAACGAUUGUUUGUUAUUUAUAGUACUUAUUUAGAGACACGAAAUUUAUCUAUGCAAACAUUAUUCGUGGGGAUUGGUUGGGGUUUUUUUGAAAGUUCGAUUUUUCUGUAACUAAUGUUGUAGUUAUGGCCCAGAAUUAAAGAUUUAGGAUCACAUUUCAGAAGUCAGACAUGAAACUCUGGAUUCUCCAUACCACGGAUGUGGGCAUUUUAAACUUUAAAUUCUAUUGCUUACUAGACCUUUAGCAUUGUUAUUUCAACUUAUAAAGAGAGGAAUGUUCAAUAUGAGAACCUUAUUGCUGUGACCCUGAGCAAACUAUGGGACGUUGCCAAGAGAAAAAAAAAAAAAAAAAAAAAAAAA
Molecule: messenger RNA, 5260 nt
Organism: Callorhinus ursinus (northern fur seal)
Lineage: Eukaryota; Metazoa; Chordata; Mammalia; Carnivora; Otariidae
Gene: PTGR3
Product: prostaglandin reductase 3
Cellular component (GO): mitochondrion
Molecular function (GO): 15-oxoprostaglandin 13-reductase [NAD(P)+] activity
Source: RefSeq, a predicted model, not a curated record